AUGUCCAAGAGAGCUGGGUCCAAACUCCAUCACCACCUCCACCUCUCGUUUUCCCCUUCUCCCAAUCAACCAUCUGUAUCAUCAUCGCCUCUACAACAACGACAUUUUCAUCAUCUAUUCCUUUUUUGUAUUUCCAUUAUUCUUUUUUCAUUGUUGCCAAAACCAAUCGCAGUGGCAGAUGACUCUUCAUUUCACAUGUUGAACGUUUUUGCAAUGUCAGACUCUAUGAUGCCCAUUCCUGAAAAGAUGACUGCCAUUUCUAAAUCAAAUUCCAUCAUGAAUUCUCCACUAAAUUUAGUGCGUGGUGUCAUUAUUUCUAAUUAUUCCGUCAUGGAUGAUUUAGAUUUUGCAUUUCAUCUUCCAAUUUGUCCUUCUGCUCUUUAUUUGAAUCCAAAUAUUGGUAGAUAUGAUGUUUUGGUUCAAGCUCCUUCGACCUUUUCCUUAUAUAUUGUCAUUGCAGUCAUGUCUUUGUUGUUUGCGAGUAUUGUCUUUUCAUCUUAUAAUUCAGUGUUUUUACCACAUUUGAAAAAAAGAAUUCGAACGAGUGCCAUCUCGAAUACAUUGUGGAUUGUUUACUUUUUAUUGGUUUCAUUGAGAGCAGUGUUAAAUGCAGUACAUUUUGGAAAACCAACCGAAUUGAAAAGAGAUUCUCGAUUUUUAUAUGCCAUGACUAUUUGUGGAAUGAUGAUGCAUUCAUUGUCAGCAUUGUUUUUAACAUUGUCACUGAAUUAUCAAAGAAAAUAUCGAUCCGGAUUUUCACUCUCAAAGGACAAGUCCUACAGAGCUAUUCUUCAUUCACAAAUUGCAGAAGAAAGAGAAGAAGAACGAAUGAGAUCCACCUUUCAAAGAAACACCUCAUGGAUUCGAACAUAUGGAGCAAGAAUCUUUUGGACCAUUUUUUCAUUUGAAGCGUUUGCCACUUUAUGUUUUGUGUUUUCAAUCAUUGCCAUUUUAUUGAGAGCUCUCCAUUCGAAUAAUCUUCAAAAUGUGGAAAUUUACAAAUGGCUUCAAUUUUCAGCAUUAUUGUUUCAACGAGUGCCAAUUGCCAUUAUUUCCACAUUAAUUAUUUUUAGUGGACUUUUCGCAAAACUCUUUUCCAAAAAGAGUAGAAUGAAUCCUCACUAUUCCACAUCAUCUGAAUUCACAUCAGGAAGCAACACGAAUGGAGGUCCAACUAUUUUAACACGUCUCUUAAUCUUAUUAGCACUUUUAUUGAACAUUCCCAAUGACAUUCCUCUCUCUUAUUGGAAUUAUUUCAUUUAUGGAACUAGUUUGGAGAAUUUUCCAAAAUGUCUCUUUCACUUUGCAAGUAUUUUUGAUUGCAUCUUGUUGCUAUUCUUUUUCUCGUUGGUGUUGUGGCUUUUUGUAAUGAUUAUUGAAUUUAGAAGAUAUCGAAAGGAAACUGUAGAAGCUGCUUUAUCGGAUACUGUAGAGAAUUUUGAAUGA
Naegleria fowleri is the source of this 1446-nucleotide messenger RNA. RefSeq lists its product as uncharacterized. The coding region runs from base 1 to 1446 and encodes 481 amino acids. The transcript has a single exon. The record is from RefSeq and is a predicted model, not a curated record. NCBI's taxonomy places the organism in Eukaryota, Heterolobosea, Eutetramitea, Acrasida, Naegleriidae.